AUGCCCGAAACCGACAUAACCUCAGGGAACAAUAAGAACACCUACAAUAUUGCUCCAAUGGAGUCCCUCUAUCGAAAAAUCCCACUAGAACUUGUUUAUAGAAAAAUGCCAUCCCAUCACACCAAAACGGUGACGUUAGCUUUGUUGCGGUGGCUUUGGGCGGCAAAGACGUCCUUGGGUCGGCUUCAGGCAACGAAUGGAACGGGUGAGUUUAAGUGA
Molecule: messenger RNA, 219 nt
Organism: Dovyalis caffra
Lineage: Eukaryota; Viridiplantae; Streptophyta; Magnoliopsida; Malpighiales; Salicaceae
Source: the annotation of a GenBank genome assembly